Molecule: messenger RNA, 4409 nt
Organism: Engraulis encrasicolus (European anchovy)
Lineage: Eukaryota; Metazoa; Chordata; Actinopteri; Clupeiformes; Engraulidae
Gene: srcin1a
Product: SRC kinase signaling inhibitor 1a
Exons: 22
Coding region: 1-4350 (1449 amino acids)
Biological process (GO): regulation of dendritic spine morphogenesis
Cellular component (GO): postsynaptic density; actin cytoskeleton; cytoplasm
Source: RefSeq, a predicted model, not a curated record
AUGUUUGGCCCGGACUUCCAUCUGCUGAUGCAGGAGUGCGAUGUGGAGGAGUUUGCGUCUCUGCCCCUGAGCGUCCAGAAUCCCGAGCGCGGCGGGACGCACAUGAUCUCCACCGAUGACCUGGAGUACCCGCGCGAGUACCGCUCGCUGGGCAACGGCGGCCGGCGCUUCUCCAACGUGGGCCUAGUGCACACCUCGGAGCACCGGCACACCGUCAUGGCCGCCCAGAGCCUGGAGCACCUCAGCAGCCUGGGCAGCCUACACAAGGCCGACAUGGAGCACCAACGCAAGCGCGACGCCUUCAUGGAGCACCUGAAGAGCAACAUGAGGGGGGAGAGGCCGCAGGAGAGGAGCGCCCGCGAACAGCACACACGAGCACGCACGCGCACACACACCACACCACACACCCACGAGCAAACAGGUGCGCAGCAGCAACAACCAAACUACUGGAGCUUCAAGAGUCGUAGUCCGCGCCACUCCCAGUCGACUCAGUCAGGCCUGGCGGAGCAGGCCAGCAAGCUGUCGUUUGCGUCGGCGGAGAACCUGGAGAGCAUGUCGGAGGCCGAGGUCCCGCUGGGCUUCAGCCGCUCCAGCCGCUUCCGCCAGAGCCUUCCCCUCUCGCGCUCCGCCAGCCAGUCCAAACUACGCUCACCUGGAGUGCUGUUCCUGCAGUUUGGCGAUGAGACGCGGCGGGUGCACAUCACGCACGAGCUGACCAGCAUGGAGACGUUGCACGCGCUCAUCGUGCACAUGUUCCCCCAGAAGCUGACGGCGGGCAUGCUCAAGUCGCCCAACACCGCCAUCCUCAUCAAGGACGAGGCGCGCAACGUCUUCUACGAGCUGGAGGACGUGCGCGACAUCCAGGACCGCAGCAUCAUCAAGAUCUACCGCAAGGAGCCCAUCUACGCCUCCUACCCGGCCGGCGCGCACCUGGCCAACGGGGACCUACGGCGAGAGAUGGUGUACACGUCGCGCGAGUCCUCCCCCACGCGCCGCCUCAACACCCUGCCCUCCUCCUCCUCCGCCUCCCCGCAGUCCGGCUCCCCGUCCCGCUCCCGCCUCUCCUACAGCGGCACCACCGGCCGCCCGCCCUCCUUCCCUCCGCACCCCCACGCCGGCCACCACCACGCCUCCCCCCACCACCACGGCCACCACGGCGGCUCCUCCAACGCCGGCGGGGGCGGAGGAGGCGGGGGUCCCGGCCUGUCCCACUCCCCCAGCGCCAUCCUGGAGCGCCGCGACGUCAAACCCGACGAGGAGCUCCACGCCAAGAGCCUGGUGCUGCUGAAGAACGAGGCCCUGUAUGCGGACCCCUACAGCCUGGUGCGCGAGGCUGGCGGAGGAGGAGGAGGGGGAGGCCGCCUCAGCAUCGCCUCUACCCAGUCCCUGGCCACCCUCUCUGGGCCGCUGGAUCCGCUGGGCCCCCCGGGGCUGUACCGCCGGGGCUCUAUGCGCUCGCUCAGCACCUAUUCCGCGGCCGGCCUCCAGGGCGGCGAUGUUGAAGACGCUCUGUACCGGCCCAGCACCUCCAUCUACACCGACACCUACGCCACGCUGGGCUUCCGGCUGCCCCCCUCCUCACCCCAGAAGCUGGCGUCCCAGUCGUCCGUAGACGGCCCGGCGUUGAGGGACCGGGGAGGGGAGGUGUUCUCCAGCCCCCCCAGCCGUGCCUCCCCCGUCAGGCAGACCUUCCGCAAGGACUCGUCCUCCUCGGUGUUCAUCGAGAGCCCCAAGUCCAGACCCAGCUCCAGCUCCGAGCCUCUGAGUCUGCAGAGCGCCAGCUCACCCAUACCACCGGAGAGUGAAACACGGGAUCGUAUGGAGGCUAUGGAGAAGCAAAUAGCCAGUCUGACCGGUCUAGUGCAGAGCGUCCUGACCAGAGGCCCGGACAGCGACAGCACGUGCGGCCUGCUGCGUCUCUGCAUGAUGGCGGGCUGCCCUCCAGACCAAGGCGUGGAGUUUUCACGGCCCUUCCCUUUCUCUUCCAGCGAGAAGACCGAAUCAGCCAGCGACGGCUCGGCCACAGGAAAUCAGACGCCGUCGGCCCCGCUGGCCCUGAUGCCGCCGCCCCCGUCUGGGGGCAGUCCGGCCAGCUCCGCCUCCAAGCUCCAGAUGCAGCUGCACCUGCACGACCUCAAGCAGAACGCCAACGACCUACGCAAACAGCUCGGCGUCCUGCGCAAGAUGCAGAUGCAAAACCAGGACUCGAUGCGCACCAUGAUGAAGCGUACGGAGGGCGAGAUCACCAUGCGCGUGUGCGACGCGCUGCGUAAGCAGGAGGACCCCCUGCAGAGGCAGCGGCUGCUGGUGGAGGAGGAGAGGCUCAAGUACCUCAACGAGGAGGAGCUCAUCAUACAGCAGCUACAUGACCUGGAGAAGUCUGUGGAGGAGAUCCAGAAGGAGUCGACCACCAACCAUAAGCAGGUGCCCAUGCAGGAGCUGGAGGAGAAGGCAGCCGUGCUGAGGAGGCUCGGGGAGACGCUCACCGAACUCAAGAAUCAGUUCCCGGGGCUGCAGAGUAAGAUGCGCGUGGUGUUGAGGGUGGAGGUGGAGGCUGUCAAGUUCCUGAAGGAGGAGCCCCACAGACUGGACGCCCUGCUCAAACGCUGCCGGAGCAUCACGGAAACACUCACCGCACUACGCAGGCAAGCGACAGAGGGUGUGUGGAAGAGCCAGGAGGAUGGCGUGGGGGACGACUACAGGAAGAGCGUGGACUUUGACCUCCCCACCAGCCCGCCCCUCAGCAUCAACGACAGCCUGUCCAAUUGGAGCCCGCACUCUGGCUCGGGACACGCCCACUCACACAGCCACAGCCACAGCCACAGCCACUCGCACGGCAGCCACGGCUCCACGGGCCAGCGGGAUGCUGGGAAGGGCAGAGAGGAGCAGGGCGGAGGAGGACGCCAUGGCCCCGACAAGAGCCUCUCUAUGGAGGUCCGACUGGCUGCGGAGCGUGACUGGGAGGAGAAGCGAGCCAGCCUGACCCAGUACAGCGCCCAGGACAUCAACCGGCUGCUGGAGGAGACGCAGGCUGAGCUGAUGAAGGCCAUCCCAGACCUGGACUUCGCCGCCAAGCACAUGAAGUCCCAGCAGAACUCACAGCAGUCCCAACAGGCCCAGUCUAAUCAGCAGCAGGCCCAGCCCCAGCAGGCCUCGUCCCAGCAGCCACAGCAGCAGCCCCGCAGCCAGACCCCUCCAGCCAACGCCACGCCGGGGGAGCACCCCCGCACACACUCCCCAAAGCCCCACCACAAGAUCUCCAGGGAGGGCGGCUCCAGGAGGGGCUCAGAUGAGUUGACAGUUGCAAGGUAUCGUACGGAGAAGCACUCCAAGUCUCCGCCCCCUCCCCCACCCCGACGCAGCUUCCCAUCAUCCCCUGGGCCAACCAGCCGCAGCGGAGAGCCCAUCGCACCCGAGAAGGGACUCAAGAAGUGUGAGUCUGAGGACAACUCUGACCUGCCCAAGCCCAUGGUGAAGCUGAGGAAGACCAUGUCAGAGGCCCCCCGCCCCACCACACCCCCCACCGCCGGGACACAGACGGCUGAGGAGGACAGGAACAACAUCGACAUGGAGGUGCCCCGCAUAGUGCUGACCGAGUGCCGGUCGGAGGCUGCCUCUCCCAACGGCUCCCUCUCCCCACCUGCCGUGGCACCGCAGUACAACGUCGUUAGGAGCAACCAGUUCCAACGAGGCUUCCUCCGACACAGUGUCACCGGAGCUGAGACCUCGGCAUGGAGACAGAGGCUGGUCAUGAUGAACCAGCAGCACUCGGACUCUGCUGCCAACCCCAUUGGACAGAGGAAGCUCCAGGGAGGGGCAGGCUCUGCGGAGUCCCUGCCGGCCCUCAAGAGGAGCACUUCGGUGGACCAGACAGGUGCCAAGGGGCCCUUGGUGGUGCCUAAGGCGACUGGGGCUCCGAGAGAGGAUGUUCGGACCAAGACCUACCGGCGGCUGGACAGCUUGGAGGAGACCAUCCGUGAGCUGGAGACCACCCUAAUGGAGAUCGGAGCUCACCCCAGCUCCGGGCCCCCCGUCUCCCCCAUCGCCUCUACUCCUACCCCUCAGCUGGUGGCGGAAAAGCCCUCCGAGAGCACCAGCGGCACUACACAGCCUGACCUGACCCCUACGACCGACUCCCAGCCAGGGGGCACCAAGAGGCCACCAGUGCCUCCCAAGCCAGCCGUCAGACCUCCUUACCUCCAGGGUGGAAACGGCGCCUCCUCUGGCAAGUCAUCAUCCUCCUCGGCAGCGUCCCGCCUGAAGCACCUGCAACAGGGCAACCCUGAGAAGAGUAAGCUGUCCAAGCAGCGCGAAGAGUUCCUUAAGAGUCAGGGACAGCUACAGCAAUGAGUGACAGCAACCUGAUCCAGCACAACUCAACCCAAACCCCAACCCAGAACCCAAACCCA